Messenger RNA from Drosophila kikkawai, 1565 nucleotides. RefSeq names its product galactose mutarotase. The record is from RefSeq and is a predicted model, not a curated record. Gene Ontology annotation, molecular function: aldose 1-epimerase activity; carbohydrate binding. Gene Ontology annotation, biological process: beta-D-galactose catabolic process via UDP-galactose, Leloir pathway; glucose metabolic process. NCBI's taxonomy places the organism in Eukaryota, Metazoa, Arthropoda, Insecta, Diptera, Drosophilidae.
GGUGGCAGCUCUCACAAUUUAAAAUCUUAAUUUAUUAGUGCUUAUAAAAGCAGUGAAAACAAACUAAAAUAAAACCAAUCUUCAGCUAAUAUAAAAUAACUUCUAAUUCUUGAAAAAACCCUCCCCCCACCCAAUCCCAAACUGCUUCUCAUCUUCCUUAUCACAACCCUCUCCAGCGCCGCCUUGUGAUAACGCAAUUAACAUAUGCUUGUGUUUUUGUUUGCGGCUUUUUUGCGAUUAUUUAAACAAACACAAUUGCACACCAAGCCAAGUGUUGAUUAACCUCUACGUGGUGUAGAGGGUCAGAUAAAAACCAAGUGCACUUGGCACUCACACAGCUGCGCCCAAAGCCACCACAACAUGGUCAACGUCACCGAGGAUAUUUUCGCAACCGGCGCCGUAAAUCCAUUCACCAAGAAACAGGAGGACAUCAAACGCUUCACCCUGACCAAUGGCUACGGCAUGUCUGUCCAGUUGAUCAGCCGCGGAGCCAUCAUCACGAGCAUAAAGACACCGGAUUCCCGUGGCCAAGUGGAUGACGUGACGCUGGGUUUUGAUGAUCUGGCGGGCUAUCAGAGCGAGCGGAAUCCAUAUUUCGGUGCCACCAUUGGACGCGUAUGUAACCGCAUCGGUGGAGGACGCUUCGAGCUGGAUGGCAAGGUGGUGGAGGUUUCCAAAAAUCGAGACAACAAGUUCCAGUUGCACGGCGGCUUUGUGGGCUUUGACAAGGCCCACUGGCAGGUGGUGUCAGUGCGGCAGGAUGGCGUCACUCUCUCGCAUACCAAUCCCGAUGGACACGAGGGAUAUCCUGGAACAGUGACGGCCACAGCUAGCUUCACCCUCAGCGAGGAUAACUGCCUGCACGUCCGGAUGACCGCUGAGAGUGACAAGCCGACGCCCGUGAAUCUCACCAAUCACUCGUACUUCAAUCUGGCCGGUCAUAAGGCCGGUGCCAAUGGUCUCUACGAGCACACCGUCGAAAUCAAUGCCUAUGGGAUCACCGAAACGGAUAGGGACUCCAUACCCACUGGCAAAAUCACACCCGUGGAGGGGACAUCCUUUGAUCUGCGCGUGGCCAGCAACCUGGGUGAGCGUCUCAAGGAGCUGCAACCAGCCCGUGGAUACGAUGACAACUUUUGCGUGACAUUCAGUCCGCCGCAACCAUUGGCCAAGGUGGCCAGGGCCACACAUCCGCCCACUGGACGUUGGCUGGAGGUGGUUAGCAAUCAGCCCGGCGUGCAGUUCUAUACCUCCAACUUUAUGCCGGACGUAGAGCGUGGCGAGACACCGAUUCCUGGCAAGGAUGGGGCACAGUAUGCCAAGCAUGGGGCCUUCUGUAUGGAGACUCAGAAGUUCCCGGACUCUGUGAACCAUAGCAACUUUCCCACUACGAUUCUAAGGCCGGGCGAGAUCUACAACCACGAAGUCAUAUACAAGUUUGGGGUAUGUCAGUGAGUUGUGAGAAGCUUAUCUGAUCGAAAUAUAUAAUAUAGGUAAUGCCAUGUAUGUAUGUAUAUCCGUUAAACGAUAAUAACCAAUAAACCGAAGAGCACGCACUCAUAAAA